Molecule: messenger RNA, 946 nt
Organism: Andrographis paniculata
Lineage: Eukaryota; Viridiplantae; Streptophyta; Magnoliopsida; Lamiales; Acanthaceae
Product: chromatin remodeling protein EBS-like
Exons: 5
Coding region: 165-824 (219 amino acids)
Molecular function (GO): chromatin binding
Source: RefSeq, a predicted model, not a curated record
UGAUGGCAGCCGACUGAGCUAAUCUUCCUUGUUUUAUGACACAAAUUUUUAGCCCCAAAUUUUUUGUACCGGCCGGCAAUUAGGGUUUUGAAGCAUGCCCUAGAAAUUCAGCAGCAAAUACAGCUAUUACAAUUGUCCCGAAGGCGGAAAGCAAAGCGAAAUCCAUGGCGAAAACGAAACCGGGGAAGAAGGACCUCAACUCUUUUGUUAUCGGAGGGGCCAACAAGAUUGUCAGACCUGGAGAUUGUGUUUUGAUGAGGCCAUAUGAUUCAAACAAGCCUCCAUAUGUGGCGAGAGUUGAAAAAAUUGAAGCCGAUCAUAGAAAUAAUGUGAAAGUGCGGGUACGGUGGUAUUACCGCCCUGAGGAAUCAAUUGGUGGACGGAAGCCAUUCCAUGGUGCCAAAGAGCUUUUCUUGUCGGACCACUAUGACAUGCAAAGUGCUCACACCAUUGAAGACAAAUGCACUGUUCACAGUUUUAAAAACUACACAAAGCUUGAAAAUGUUGGUGCUGAUGAUUACUUUUGUAGGUUUGAAUACAAGGCUGCUAAUGGGAGCUUCAAUCCUGACCGUGUUGCUGUUUAUUGCAAGUGUGAGAUGCCUUAUAACCCCGACAAUCUCAUGGUGCAGUGCGACCAAUGCAAAGACUGGUUUCAUCCUUCCUGUAUGGGUAUGACUAUUGAAGAUGCAAAAAAAUUAGAUCGGUUCGUUUGCCCAGAUUGUUCUUGUUCUUCGGACGAUGAUGAUGGAAAACGAUCUUUGAACUCAUCUGGAGUAUCACUUGAUUCCGAGGCCAAGGUGGGACAAAAGCGGCGAAAGAGAUGAGAAUUAGCAUCCCAUUUGCUGGAUGUACAGCGGUAAAUUUGCAAGACUAUUGUCUCAUUUUGGUUAUGUUGAACAGACAUUGUACAUGUUCGAACAUGGUGACUCCAUUGCAUUCAUUGGAC